AUGAAAGAUCUUCGACAUUUAAGUUAUUUCUUGGGACUUGAAAUAGCUUCCGACAAAUCUGGUUAUUAUUUAUCACAAGCUAAGUAUGCAACUGAUCUUAUAUCUCGGGCUAGUAUUACUGAAACAAAAGUUGUUAACACACCCUUUGACUCCACAGAACAUUUGACUAAUACUAAUGGUGAUCCAACUGAUCGUCGAUCCACUACUGGCUAUUCUUUCUUUCUUGGAACAUCUCUCAUUUCAAGGAGAAGUAAGAAACAAACUGUUGUUUCUCGUUCUAGUACAGAAUUUGAAUAUCGUGCUCUUGCAGAUACUACCUCUAAUCUUCUCUGGCUACAAUGGGUACUUCAAGACAUGGAUGUUCCUUCAUCCGCGGCUAUUCCACUUUUCUAUGAUAAUAAUAGUGUAAUGCAAAUUGCUCAUAAUGAUGUAUUUCACGAACGAACCAAACAUAUAGAAAGAGAUUGUCAUCUGACAUGA
Messenger RNA from Impatiens glandulifera, 480 nucleotides. RefSeq lists its product as uncharacterized. The coding region runs from base 1 to 480 and encodes 159 amino acids. The record is from RefSeq and is a predicted model, not a curated record. The transcript is spliced from 2 exons. NCBI's taxonomy places the organism in Eukaryota, Viridiplantae, Streptophyta, Magnoliopsida, Ericales, Balsaminaceae.